Messenger RNA from Durotheca rogersii, 1375 nucleotides. RefSeq lists its product as uncharacterized. The record is from RefSeq and is a predicted model, not a curated record. The transcript has 4 exons. Lineage: Eukaryota; Fungi; Ascomycota; Sordariomycetes; Xylariales; Xylariaceae. Bases 441 to 1010 code for a protein of 189 amino acids.
GGGGUCGCUAGUAGGAUAAUCGUUAUAUAUUCUGUAUUAUUCGCAAGUAUACCGCCGGCUAGCGCCUUAAUGCCUUUGCGUAUAUUAAUAGCCUUAGACUUAUCCUGGAUCAUCUUUGGGAAAUCGCCGACCCAGAAGAAAUAGUUAAUAUAGCCUGACCCCGUCUACCCAUAGUGAGUACUAUAGAUGUACUAACUAUCGAAAUCGACGUCGCCGUUCGCCUCGAUCUCACUAAUAACAGCACCCACAAAGGGGACGAGGAUCUUCUAAUGCUCGUCGUAUUUAUAUCCUCCGGGUUUAUAGGCAAGCUCUAUAUCACCAAAGUAUCGUCCCACGGCCUUCGCGUCUUCAGCAACUUACCCAAACGCCGAUACUAGCGCACCGAAGCCGAAGGCGAGUUACGUGCCGUAAACCGCCUUCUCUAUCUCGCUUUCUACAUUAUGAAGCUCGUACGCGUCGAGUCCGACAUUAACAGCGCCAAAGGCGAAGCCGAUACCCUCCGAGACACGACCGAAAGAUCUGACAAUAGUCGACAGCGAAGACCCGGCCACUCCCCCGCUCCUUAUGAUAGUCUGAUAUCCGCACGUUCUUCGGCCUCUCACUACUUAAGCGAUAAUCACGAUGAGAACAUAGACGAGGAAGCUGUUCAGUAUCUGGUAAAGCAAAGUAUUACUAGCAUCAUCAGUUUCAACAACUACUCACUACCCGUAGGAGCGACCAAUCGACUUAAAAGUCAGGGGAUAACAUACGAUCAUAUCCCUGUAUCAGAGUUCUACGCCCCAACCCUGGAGCAGCUAAACCAGCUGCAAGAUACAUACCGGAGUCAAAAAGUCACUCUAAUAUCCGGUGGCUUCGGAUACGGGCGUGUAGGAACGGCUAUUAGCGCAUUGCAGCUGUUUGCCGGUCGCGCUCGAAGUGACGGAGAUUUCAGGACCAACAAUGUCGAUAGUCCUGAUCAAAUUAGGGUCCUCAAAAAUCUGAGGUCUAUAUUACUUAAUCAAUCGCUCUGAGUCAUGAAGGAUUCUUGUCACAACCUGCGCCGGCGACUGAUCCGUGGGCACCCUGCCUAAAUUCUGCUAGAAGUGCCCCUUCCGGGCUGGAGUGUGUCUGCAAAACAUUGGGGGAUUGCUGGAUUAGGUAGCUUGCUAGUACUAUUUCACGAUUUGAUAUUGCCCAUGGCAGAACACAUACAUAACACUCUUUUGCAUAUCUCUUUCAUGUCUCUCCUACAAUUGACUUCUGGACCAUCACCCAAUUUUCUAGCCACUUGAGCCUCAAUCCGCUUGUCUUCUGCCUUGCUCCAGUCAAGAUAUGCUGCUAUCUCCUCUGUCGUCUCAUCUCGUGGUCCAGCCGCAGUGAUACAGCACAUGGGCAU